GCUGCUCCCUUCUGAGAGGAAGGGCUGGUUUUACUUUACUGAGUCCCAGCAGCUAUUUUUACUUUACUAAGUCCCAGCAGCAGCCUGUGGACUCCUGGCCAGGCUGGUGGGGCUCCAGGGCAGGAUGCUGGGGAGGUUGCUGGGGCACAGCCAGAGGGUGGCUGGGCUGGUCCUGUGCCCUGCCAGAGCUGCUGGCAGCAGAGCAAAGAACGCCCAGGACACGGCUUGGCAGACGGCUGAUCCAGGUAAAGAACCUUUCAGGAAUGAAAGAAAGCCUACAAAUUUUGAUAAAAAGGUGCUGGUAUGGUCGGGACGCUUUAAAAAGGAGGAGGACAUUCCCAGGCACAUUUCGUCUGAGGUCCUGGACACUGCAAGGAGCAUUGCCAGGGUAAAGGUUUGCUACAUCAUGAUUGCACUGACUGUGCUGGGCUGUGUGACCAUGAUCAUCUCAGGCAAAGAAGCUGCCAAGAAGAAUCAGACUCUGCUGAGGGUGAAUGCAGAGAAGAAGGCCAAAUGGAGGGCUGAAGUGGAGAAAGGUCAGGAGGCAGCUGUCGGGAAGUCACAAUGAUUUGGAACAGAUUUAUUUUAACAUAAGAAGAUAAGUGAUUUCCACAUGUGGCAUAUGGACCUGUCUUCGUUUAACUCUUAAGAGCUUUUUUGCUGAAACUCUCAGAGCGAAGACUUCACUGCUUAAAAACUGCUCCAUGCAAACUAGGAACCUCCUAUGGAAAUAAACUGCUUUUUGUGGCUUCUGGUCUUUGGCACCAGGCCCAGCUCAUAUACAAAGAUCUCUCUUAAACUGCAAAGUGUGGAAAGGACAAAUGCAGGACUCCCCAGCUCAGGAUCAGCUUUUCAUGGUGCUGCUGGUGCUCAGGUCUCCUCCAAUUCAAUCAUUGCUCCCAGUGAUUGUCAUGAAAGUUGUCUAGCUCUUGCUUAGCAGUGAUUUUAGUCCAGAGUAAUUGUUAAUACAUGGUUUGCUAAAACUGAAUUCUUUUUAAUCAUCAUAGUUCAUUAACUCAUAAUAAAACAGCUGUCCAAUUACAUC
Melospiza melodia melodia is the source of this 1045-nucleotide messenger RNA. Its product is annotated as protein FAM162A-like. The coding region runs from base 125 to 568 and encodes 147 amino acids. Gene Ontology annotation, cellular component: mitochondrion. Lineage: Eukaryota; Metazoa; Chordata; Aves; Passeriformes; Passerellidae. The transcript has 4 exons. Gene Ontology annotation, biological process: cellular response to hypoxia; neuron apoptotic process; positive regulation of release of cytochrome c from mitochondria. The record is from RefSeq and is a predicted model, not a curated record.